Molecule: messenger RNA, 6687 nt
Organism: Oncorhynchus masou masou (cherry salmon)
Lineage: Eukaryota; Metazoa; Chordata; Actinopteri; Salmoniformes; Salmonidae
Product: patatin-like phospholipase domain-containing protein 6
Exons: 34
Coding region: 131-4228 (1365 amino acids)
Biological process (GO): phosphatidylcholine metabolic process
Cellular component (GO): endoplasmic reticulum
Molecular function (GO): phosphatidylcholine lysophospholipase A1 activity
Source: RefSeq, a predicted model, not a curated record
AAAAAUAGGAGGAGUUGUAUUACAGAUAAUUUCCGCUAUGUGUGUUAUUUGACAGUACUGUAAAGCUUGACGAGAAACACGCAGUUCAGAGGCCGUUGAUGGACCAGCCUGGUGAAGAGGCGGGGUUAGAAUGGGACAGAGCACCUCGGAACAAGAGGGCCAAGAACAUGCAAAUGCCUCUCUGGACGAAGGGUUUAACAACAUCAAGGCGUUAGUGGAGGACGAGCUACAGACUAGCAUGAUGAUGGGGAUGGUGAUUGGUGCGGGCAUCGCCAUAAUCCUCAUCGCCAUCCUCAUCUUCUUCAUGCUGCGGAGGAUCCAGCUCAGAAACCUGCAAGCCCAGGAGGCCCCCAAGUAUCGAUUCCGCAAGAGGGACAAGGUCAUGUUCUAUGGGCGAAAGAUCAUGCGCAAGGUAUCCCAGUCCACCUCUUCCUUGGUGGGCACAGCCUCCUCCACACGCCCACGACUCAAAAAGAAGCAGAAAAUGCUCAACAUUGCCAAAAAGAUUCUGCGUUUUAAGAAGGAGGUGCCCACCCUGGUAGCUAAGGAGCCUCCUCCCUCAGUGCUGGAGGCCGACCUUACAGAGUUUGACGUGGCCAACUCCCACCUGCCCUCCGAGGUGCUCUACAUGCUCAAGAACGUCCGUGUGCUGGGCCACUUUGAGAAGCCUCUGUUCCUGGAGCUGUGUAAACACAUGGUGUUCCUGCAGUUUCAACAGGGAGAGUACGUCUUUAGACCGGGCCAGCCUGACAGCAGUAUCUACGUGGUGCAGGACGGAAAACUAGAACUGUGCCUUACUGGAAUGGACGGCAAGGACGGUGUGGUGAAGGAGGUGUACCCCGGAGACAGUGUCCACAGCCUCCUCAGCAUCCUGGACGUCAUCACCGGACACCAGAAGCCGUACAGGACGGUGUCGGCGCGGGCGGCUGAGGUGUCCACCGUACUGCGUCUACCCGUCGAGGCCUUCCUCUCCAUCUUCGAGAAGUACCCUGAGAGCCUGGUGCGGGUGGUCCAGAUCAUCAUGGUUCGUCUCCAAAGAGUAACCGUUCUGGCGCUGCACAACUACCUAGGGCUCACCAACGAGCUCUUUAGCCACGAGAUGCAGCUCCUGCGCCUGCUGCCCCUGUCCCCCCACCCCGUGCCCCGCACCAGCCCCCAGCGCCACGGCAAGCGUUUCGGUAGCCUGACCGUGCCCGCGGAGGACCGCGAGGCCGCCGUGAAGGACGCAUCAGAUCCUGGGAAGGAUGGAGCCACAGUCCCACCAAUCCUCAGCAGGACCAUCUCCAUGCCUGUCGACAUCGCUGGCAUGCAGAAGAAUCUGCGGUCGGAUUUCGAUAUGGCCUACGAGAGGGGACGGAUCUCAGUUUCCGCUGAGGACGGCAACACGCCACCCACCUAUUCACGGGACCAGCGGGAGAGGAGGGUGACCGUAGACGAGGUGCCGUCGGGGGUGUACCUGUACCCCGAGGAGGAGGGGGGUCCGGAGAACCAGUUCUCGCCAGGACCAGGACCCGUCCCCGGUCGCCCCAGCCCUGCCCUGUUCGAGGAGGCCCUGAAGGAGCUCCUCAAACUCAUGAGGAUAGAGGACCCUGCUCUGCUGAAUGGGAGAGUGACUCUGCACCACGCCAAGGCAGGAACCGUGCUGGCUAGACAAGGAGACCAGGAUGUGAGUCUCCACUUCGUCCUGUCCGGCUGCCUCCACGUGUACCAGCGGAUGAUCGACAAGCAGGAUGCGGUGUGCCUGUUUGUCACCCAGCCGGGUGAGAUGGUGGGCCAGCUGGCCGUGUUGACUGGAGAACCCCUCAUCUUCACCAUCAAGGCCAACAGAGACUGCACCUUCCUCAAGAUCUCCAAGUCUGACUUUUACGAGAUCAUGAGGGAACAGCCCAGUGUGGUUCUGAGUGCAGCCCACACCGUAGCCAUCCGCAUGUCCCCCUUCGUCAGACAGAUGGACUUCGCCAUAGACUGGAUGGCUGUGGAGGCCGGCAGAGCCCUCUAUAGGCAGGAUGACCAGUCGGACUGCACCUACAUAGUUCUGAACGGACGUCUGCGUUCUGUUAUACGUAAAGCUAACGGGAAGAAGGAGCUGGUAGGAGAGUACGGUCGAGGAGACCUUAUAGGAGUGGUUGAGGCCCUGACCCGACAGCCCAGAGCCACCACGGUCCACGCGGUCAGAGACACAGAGCUGGUCAAGCUCCCAGAGGGAACGCUCAACAACAUCAAGAGGAGGUACCCACAGGUGGUCACCAGGUUGAUCCACCUGCUGGGACAGAAGAUCCUGGGGAACCUGCAACAGGCCCGCGGACCUUUCUCAGGUUCUGCCCUCGGCCUGUCCAGCGUAGCGUCCAGCCCUGACGUCACCAACCCGGCCAGUAACCUGUCCACUGUGGCCGUACUGCCCAUCUGUGACGAGGUGCCAAUCAACGCCUUCAACCUGGAGCUCAGCCACGCCCUCAGUGCCAUAGGACCUACCCUGCUGCUGACCAGUGACAUCAUCAGAGAGCGACUGGGGGCCUCCGCUCUGGAUAGUAUCCACGAGUACCGUCUGUCUGGCUGGCUGGCCCAGCAGGAGGACAUCAACAGGAUAGUUCUGUACCAGACAGACAGCAGUAUGACUCCCUGGACCCAGCGCUGCAUCAGACAGGCUGACUGCAUCCUCAUCGUGGGCCUGGGGGAACAGGAGCCUGCGCUGGGACAGUUAGAGCAGAUGUUGGAGAACACCGCGGUGAGGGCCCUGAAACAGCUGGUGCUGCUCCAUAAAGAGGACGGCUCGGGGCCCUCCAGGACCGUAGAGUGGCUCAACAUGAGGAGCUGGUGCUCUGGACACCUCCACCUCCGCUGCCCCCGUCGGGUCUUCUCACGACGCAGCCCCUCAAAACUGAGGGAGGUGUAUGAGAAGGUGUGUGAGAAGACAGCGGACAGACACAGUGAUUUCUCUCGGCUGGCCCGGGUACUGACUGGGAACAGCAUCGCUCUGGUGCUGGGAGGAGGAGGUGCCAGAGGCUGCUCCCACGUGGGAGUGAUCAAGGCCAUGGAGGAGGCAGGGAUUCCCAUCGACAUCGUGGGCGGGACGUCCAUCGGAUCGUUCAUCGGGGCGCUAUACGCCGAGGAGAGGAGUGCGGUGCGCACCAAGCAGAGAGCCCGCGAGUGGUCCAAGGCGAUGAACUCCGUAUUCAAAACCAUCCUUGACCUGACCUAUCCCAUCACCUCAAUGUUCACCGGCGCCGCCUUCAACACCAGCAUCUCCAAAGUGUUCCAGGACAAGCAGGCUGAGGACCUGUGGUUGCCCUACUUCAACGUGACUACUGACAUCACGGCGUCCGCCAUGCGUGUGCACCAAGACGGGUCACUGUGGCGCUAUGUGAGGGCGAGCAUGACCCUCUCAGGGUACCUGCCGCCCCUCUGCGACCCGAAAGAUGGCAACUUGCUUAUGGACGGGGGCUACAUCAACAACCUGCCAGCGGACAUAGCAAGGAACAUGGGCGCCAAGACUGUCAUCGCCAUCGACGUAGGUAGCCAGGACGAGACGGACCUCUGUAACUACGGCGACAGCCUGUCGGGCUGGUGGUUGCUGUGGAAACGGAUCAACCCCUGGGCAGAGAAAGUGAAGGUUCCAGACAUGGCAGAGAUCCAGUCCAGGCUGGCCUAUGUGUCGUGUGUACGUCAGCUGGAAGUGGUGAAGAAGAGUGCCUACUGCGAGUACAUCAGACCACCCAUCGACCGCUUCAAGACAAUGGACUUCGGCAAGUUUGAUGAGAUCUACGAUGUGGGCUACCAGCACGGCAAGCUGCUCUUCACCGGCUGGGCCCGUGGUGACAUCAUCGACAACAUGCUCAAGGACCACCGCUCGGCAGACUACAACGACAGCAAGACCAAGACGGACUCCUGUACGUGUCCAGGUUCAGACUUCACUGACCUGGCUGAGAUCGUGUCCAGGAUUGAGCCGGUCCAGACCUACGUCGAUCCCGACGCUGAUGCUGCUGAGGCGGGGGACGAGUCGGACUGCCUGACAGAGUAUGAGGAGGACGGGAUGGACACGGUGAGAGAAGAAGAGGAGGAGGAGGAAGAGGAGGAGGAGGAGGAAGAGGGGGAACAGGAACUCGAUGACCUCUCCCCCGGAGAGUGGGGCCAGAACGGAGUCUUCCAGGCAGAUGAGGAGAAGUCAGUCCGCCAGCGGAGGAAAACAGAAGGUGACUCCAACACCUACUCCGAGCUCUCCGACUGCUGACAGGAGGAGAGGAAAAAUUAAAAAGAGACAGGCUCUGGGUCCAAAAACUAAGAGGAGGUGGAAGAUGAGAGUUGGAUGUCGGGCAAUUUCUGCAGCUACUGUAGCUUAAAUACUUAUUUUUUUUCCUCAACCCUAAUCUACCACGCUUGAUUCUAAUAAUUAGCUGGUUUAUCAAAUAAAUCAGGUUAGUUACAUCAAGGGUUGAAAACCUACAGGAGAGCUCUCCAGGAACAGUGAUGGAGAGCCCCACUCUAACCCCUGACCCUUAACCCGGAAGCCCUUGGACCAUGAAUGGACCCUCUCCAAUCUGAAGAUGGACUCGACUGGGACCCCACCACUCUGUUUCCCUCCCACCACUCCACUCCUGCCAAAGCUGAAAUACUUUUAUUGGGGUGACUAAAGGGUGUCCCUCAUACCACAGGGAACACAUUAGUACUUGGUUGAAGUUAAACACCUGGUCUCUUUAAAGCUUUCAGCUCCAAUGCUUUGACUGUCUGUCUGCAUGUCCUGUCUGUCCAUAAUCAGGAGAGAUUAUCAUUGAUGGUACACUGUUCUCUGUUCAGACACACAUGGGUAUUACGUGGAUGGAAGUUGGAGAGAGGUGUGUGUGUCAUUACGAUUUAUUUGCUAGUAGUAGUAUUGAUGUUGAAUGGAGAGAGAGAUGUAAAAGACUGCUAAAGAAAUUAGAGGUACAAAACCGUUGCUGCGCACAAACGGUAGAAAGACUGAUGUAUACUGAACAAAAAAUAUAAAGACAACAUGCAACAAUUUCAAAAGUGUUAGGGAGUUAGUUCAUAUGGAAAUCCGUCAAUUGAAAUUCAUUAGGCCCUAAUCUAUGAAUUUCAAAUGACUGGGCAGGGGAGCAGCCUGGGAGGGCAUAGGUCCACCCACUGGGGGGCCAGGACCAGCCAAUUAGAAUAAGUUCUUCCCCACAAAAGGACUUUGUUUCCCCAGCUGUCAGGGUGUCUGGUUUCAGACGGUCCCACAGAUGAAGAAGCCGGAUGUUCAGGUCCUUGACUGGUCUGCGGUUGUGAGGCCGGUUGGACGUUCUGCCAAAUUCACAAAAACAACAUUGGUGGCGGCUUAUGGUACAGAAAUGAACAUUUUAAAUUCUCUGGCAACAGCUCUGGUAGACAUUCCUGCAGUCAGCAUGUCAAUUGCACACACCCUCAAAACGUGAGACAUCUGUGGCAUUGUGUUUUGUAAUAAAACUGCACAUUUUACUGGCCUUUUAUUGUCCCCAGCACAAGGUGCGCCUGUGUAAUGAUCAUGCUUUUUAAUCAGCUUCUUGAUAUGCCACACCUAUCAGGUGGAUGGAUUAUCUUGGCAAAGGAGAAAUGCUCACUAAAAGAGAUUUUAAACCAUUUUUUUUGCACAACAUUUGAGAAGUUUUUUGUGCGUAUUAAGAAUUGCUGGGAUGUUUUAUUUCAGCUCAUGAAACAUUGGACCAACACAUGUUGCAGUUUAUAUUUGUGUUCAGUCUACAUUAUUGGAUGUUGAAGUAGGGAGGUGAAAAUGUGUAGAGGAGAGGUGUGUGUCAAUGGUUUCCACCAUGCUUGCUACUACUGUAUUCUGCUUGUUCCAAGCAGAGGAUAACAAUGCCUUUUUAACCUGAAUUUAAUCGUUUAAAAACGAUGGAAGGGAGACUUUGCCAAUGGCCCUUUUAGUAUAGAAACCCCCCGCCUCUCCCUACUUGCCUAAUGCUUGCAUGGGGUCCUGUGUACCCCCUAAUGAACAAGUGUCAAACUCAUUCCACGAAGGCCAAGUGUCUGUGGGUUUUCGCUCCUUCCUUUCCUUGAUGAAUUAAGGUCACUAAUUAGUAAAGAACUCCCUUCACUUGGUUGUCUAGGUCUUAAUUGAAAGGAAAAACCAAAAACCUGCAGAAACUAGGCCCUCCAUGGAUUGAGUUUGACAUCCCUGCCCUUAAAUGGUCACAGAAUAAUUCAGUCUAAUCUUAGUAAUAACUAUAUAUACACAUGAUACAUACUUUGCACCUGUUAAUACUCAUAGAAAUGAUUUAUUAUAUACAUAUUUAUGUCUGUUUUUCUGCUGCAAAACUUGGGACUCUUUUCGCCUGAGAGAUGUCCUUCCUAAAUCCAUUCAAAUGUGCACUGAAUGUUUUUUGUUUGUUGCCAAUUUAGUUUUAUUUAUUUGUUUUGCUUUACCACUGGCUUUUUAAAAAGCCUUUUUUUAUCACUGAACAAAAAGGAGGGGAAAAAAUUCUAAUGGAAAAUUCUAAUUACGGACAUGAAUAAUGAACUGUACUGUCCUUUCUUAUUAGCUUGGGUUUUGCUAUUUUGCACUGAUGAAUAUAAAGAAUAAUUCCUUGGUUGGAAAGGAGAUUUGUUUUAUUUGCAUCUUUCUUAAGAUGCCCUAUGGAGACAGGAUGGUAUGGGAUGUCAUUUCAAUUUAAAGAAAUGUUAAAAUGCAUACUGAAUAAUAAAUCUAAAUUAUAAUGC